This is a messenger RNA of Linepithema humile (Argentine ant), 2726 nucleotides long. Its product is annotated as E3 ubiquitin-protein ligase RNF10. The record is from RefSeq and is a predicted model, not a curated record. Gene Ontology annotation, molecular function: transcription cis-regulatory region binding. NCBI's taxonomy places the organism in Eukaryota, Metazoa, Arthropoda, Insecta, Hymenoptera, Formicidae. Gene Ontology annotation, biological process: positive regulation of transcription by RNA polymerase II.
ACUUCCGUUUCCGUGAAUGGUGGAGGUUCGCCAUUUGGAUCAGUCUCGAUCGUGACCGUCUCUAAGGUUAAGGGACAGUGAUCGUCGUUCGCGACGGAAGGGAGGCCGAUUACUCCCUGAAGGAAAGCCCGAGCAUUUUGCUCACCGCCGUUCGUGUCACCUCAGUGAACCACUGCAUCGACUGUCGAAUAUCGGCACAUCGAGGCAUACUUUUUACUUUGGCACUGACGAAACAUGGCUUAUUGAAGAAGAUGAAGGGUGCGCAAAAAGAUAACGUUUCUCGGAGGAGAGGAGACGGUGGAGACCGCAGCUGUAACGAAGUGAAUCAUCAGACAGACUACAGUCAAUUCUCAGAUGGAUGUAAAAACAAAAUUUGCGCUGUCCCCCACCGAGGGGACUACUGCUGAUGUGGGAAAGGAUCAAGAUGUUGAUGAGCUAUAUCUGGAAACUUUGGGCAAAGAAGAACCUAAUGGCGCCCACUUCUCUAAUAAUGAACAAUCGGCAAAGUACAAUGUACAGAAAACAAAAGAUUCUAUUAAGAGACAGAAACCUAAAGGACAAUAUCAUGGCGGUGCAGAGGAGAAUUCCAAGGUAGUGGAAGAAAAGUUGCCUGAUUAUGGCUCAGUGUUGGUCCCAAGAAGUAGAAAGGAGAAUGGCAAUCAUUUGCUGAACUUUCGCUAUGAGCGAUGCAUGAUGCGAGAUGCACAAAACAGGGAUGUAUGGAGACAUAAUAAUAACAGUAAUAGAUUGCUUCCACCAGUGCAGCGACAUAAGUACAACAAGGAACAGUUUGUACAAGCUCGCUGCCAAUUUGUCGUGACUGCGAAUGGAGAUUAUUCUUUACAUUUGACUAACCCUGAUAUUCUGGUAGAUUGGAAAUUGGUCGAGCAAAUUAAAUUUCAUAACUCGGAAAAUCUCUCUUGUCCUAUUUGCCUGUAUCCUCUAGUCGCAGGCAAAAUAACUCGGUGUGGUCAUGUUUUUUGCUGGCCUUGUAUUCUCUGUCAUUUGCAUUAUCGUGAAGAAAUGGGCACUUACACAUGUCCUAUUUGCUACGGAUACAUUCAUAAAAAUGAUUUAAAAAGUGUGAUCGGGAUAACACGAUACGCUUUCAAUUUGGGUGACACCGUCAAACUACGUUUGAUGCGUCGUGAAAAGAAUUCGCUGUUCACAACACCUGUAGAAUCCGCGAUACGUCCACCGACAAGAUUUUUGUCCGUUUCGGAAAAUGCUGAUAAUCAAAUCUUCUCGAAACUUCUCCUCGCAAGCGGAAAAGACAUUGUCAACAUCAUAGAGGGUGAGCGUUCUGAAUUGGAACUUGAGCUUAAAGAUAAUCCGGACAUGGCUCCUUAUAUCAAGCAAGCGUUCAAUGAACUGUUAAAACGGGAGGAGAAGCUACUGUGUCAGGAUGGAUUAUCCAAAGAUACUCCACCUACAGAAAGUUUAACGGAAAAAGAAAUAUCUGAGGAAACAUCGCAAGGAAGUGAAGUGGAUUCUGACGUGUGUAAAGAUAAUACCAAAUCUUUGGCCAAGCAAUCUUCAACGGAUAGUGUUUCCAGCGAUAGCCAAUCUACUUCAAGCCCUUCCAAAUUUUCUUACUUUUAUCAAGCCGAGGAUGGACAGCACACUUAUCUUCACGUGGCGAAUGUGAAGAUGUUGGAAAUGCAAUAUGGCAGUUUAGAGCACUGUCCUCCUAUGAUAACGGGCAAACUUCUGGAAAAGGAAGCAAGCAUCUUCACGCAAGACUUAAGACGAAGAUUGCGAUAUCUUUGUCACUUGCCACUUAAUUGUCCGUUCGAAUUAGCGGAGAUUGAAUUGAAACCACCGCUUGUAUCGGAGGAAGUUCUUCGGGUUUUCCAAGAACAACUGAAUUUGAGAAAAAAACAUAGAGAACAGAAGAAACGCGAGGAGAGCAAAAUGGAGCAGAAAAGUAUAGAAAAAGCGAACAGACAAAUUGGUAUAUAUUCGACUCCCAAACUGAAUAUUGGAUCGUUUCAACAUUUCCCUCAGUUGCAACCUGAAUUACUUUCCAAUGAAUACGCACUGCCACCUUCCGAGUCAGCCACAACAAGUAUUGCUAGCAGUCCACCUUUAAGUGCGUUUGAAGAAAUUACUACGAAACAGGAAAUAGAUAAUUCGCGUGAACAUACUCGGACAUUCGCCGACAUAGCAAAGUUAACAUCAACGAUGUCGGUAAAGGCGCACAAUAAACCCACCAACGCCUGGCCGGCCGUGAAAGCGAGAGCAUCGUUCAACGACGAAGAGGAAGUACUGUCAACAAUAGCAACAAGGACGCAUAAUAAAUCAACCAAUGCUUGGCCGUCAGUGAAAACGAGAACGUAUUCCGGUAUCACGAGUACAUCGUCCAGUAAAAAUGAAAAUGAAGUACCGUCAAUGACAUCGACAAAUGCACAUGACAAACCUGUGAAUGCGUGGCCACUUGUAAAAUCAAAAACGUAUCCUGACGCAACAGAUACGCCAUUCAACGAGGAUAAAGAAAAAUAUGCUUCGGAACAAGCAAGAGACGAUGGUAACGCAGCUGGCAAGAAGAAGAAGAAAAAGAAAGGGAAAGGAACCGUAUUAUUUACAACUGCUCUCGCCACCAAGGUUUAACGUCGUAUUAAACGUACGCGCAGCAUACGUAUUACAUAUCUUUAUUUCUGGAGUUGUAAUUAUUUGCCACAGGGUUCUUGCAUAUUGUGCUUACAAAUAAAAUUUUACUUCAUUUA